This is a messenger RNA of Ostrea edulis (European flat oyster), 1393 nucleotides long. RefSeq names its product beta-1,3-glucan-binding protein-like. The transcript has 12 exons. NCBI's taxonomy places the organism in Eukaryota, Metazoa, Mollusca, Bivalvia, Ostreida, Ostreidae. The coding region runs from base 38 to 1378 and encodes 446 amino acids. Gene Ontology annotation, biological process: carbohydrate metabolic process. The record is from RefSeq and is a predicted model, not a curated record. Gene Ontology annotation, molecular function: hydrolase activity, hydrolyzing O-glycosyl compounds.
AUGAUAAGGUAAGUCUUUAAAACCUUUAGGAGUCACUAUGAGGUCUAUUGUAUGUCUUUCGCUUCUCUUUGUCUCUGUGGUAAUAACAUCCAAGUCUUUUCACCCUGAAGUCUCCAUCACUGGACAGUCAGGAUUAAGAUUAAGCCUAGUGGAUGAGGAUGGAAUUGGGCACGUUAUCUAUACAACCCGCUCAAAGAAUGGACAAAGGAAAUAUAUCGUUGAAGCUAAAAAUGAUGACGACAUAUGGGAGUAUGUGGACUUCGAUGCUGCCGCUCAAACAGGAGAUGUGAUGGAAUACAAGACUUCAGUUCUAUACCAUGACAAGUGGGUGGAGUCGGAGUGGAAUAAAGUUUCUCUUGUUCCUCGGGGACUUACAAUGCCAAGAAAGAGUAGAAGGUCUUAUACCGUAUUUAGGGAUGAUUUCAACUCAUUCAACAGAGGUUCGUACAAGGUUGAAGUCAGUGCUUGGGGAGGCGGUAACGGUGAAUUUCAAGUUUACACGCCUGAGCAUAAUAACCUACAUGCUGAAAAUGGAUAUUUAUACAUGAAACCGACACUUACAACGGACCAUCCAAGUUUUGAUAAUGGCAGACUCUAUAAUGGUCAAAUGGACACAAAUGCUUUGUGGCAUACAUGUACAAAUGGUGCAAACCACGGCUGUUCCAAAUCAUCAUAUGGACAUGAAAUUCUCCCACCUAUAAUGUCAAGCAAGAUUACGUCAAACGCUUGUGUUACAUACGGGCGGGUCAACAUUCGCGCACGCAUUCCUAAAGGGGACUGGUUAUGGCCAGCUAUUUGGCUCCUGUCUUGUCACAAGCAUUAUGGAAGCUGGCCAAGAUCCGGUGAAAUUGACAUCAUGGAAUCAAGAGGAAAUCUGAAGGCGGAGGAGCAUGGGUCUAACCAUGGUGUUAGUUAUGUAGCCUCCACUUUGCACUGGGGCCCCGAUGCUAAUCACAAUGCAUAUUACCUCACCCAUAAAGGAAAACACGCCCACAGUGGCGGAGAUUGGCACGGAUGGCACACUUACUCACUGGAGUGGACUGAUCACCAUAUCAUUACAUAUGUCGAUGAUGAGGAAAUCAUGCAUAUCACAACUCCUAGCCAAGGUUUUUGGAAUUGGGGACAUUUCCAUGGUAACAACAUUUGGGGAAGUCACCAUAAUGCGCCGUUUGACCAUUCUUUCCACCUCAUUUUGAAUGUCGCUGCUGGCGGGGGAUUCUUCAGUGAUGGUACCCAAUACAACACACCCAAACCCUGGCACAGAGGCUCCUCGCAUCCUAUGAGGGACUUCUGGGAGCACAGGGGUGACUGGUUACCGACGUGGCAUGGCGAUGACGUGGCUAUGUUGAUUGAUUACGUGGAAAUGAUUCAAUAUUAAAGUUAAUUAUCUUUA